CACUAUUCUCAGCCCUCCGGUUUCUCUCUCAUUUCAUUGGCCUACAUGUCAUGUUAUACACUUUGAUGUCAUCCAUCUACAGAUUUAUAGUCCUAUUUCCUUGCUAGGUGUGUGAGGCCAGGCCAUAUUAUCUUUCUAGUACCAUUCGAAUGCCUACUGAGUCUUUUCCAUACCCAACAUACCAAUGAUGUUUUCUCUUAAGCUAUCGCUCUUACUGUUCCGUAUGUGUCCAUUUGUAUGGUCAACGCAUUGGCCAGAGAAGCCAUUCGGUACUCGGUACAGUCCCAAUGGCGUCCUGGAGGCCUACAAUACCUUUGCAAGACACCGACCACUUCGUCACGUUUUCUAUCCACCAAUUCCGCCGAAAAUGAAGCUAGCGGCGGAUGCGAAAAAGCAUAUAUUAGGUAUUAUAUGACUUCGCCAUCCAGAUGGCAUCUUCUUCAUUCCCAUGGCAUUUGAUGAAACAAUAAAGAAGAACAAAAUCUCAACGGCAAAGGAUGUGAGGUAGACUAUUAAUAUGAAC
Guyanagaster necrorhizus is the source of this 523-nucleotide messenger RNA. RefSeq lists its product as uncharacterized. NCBI's taxonomy places the organism in Eukaryota, Fungi, Basidiomycota, Agaricomycetes, Agaricales, Physalacriaceae. The annotation marks the transcript as partial. The record is from RefSeq and is a predicted model, not a curated record. The transcript is spliced from 3 exons.